This is a messenger RNA of Chinchilla lanigera (long-tailed chinchilla), 2992 nucleotides long. RefSeq names its product KIAA0895-like ortholog (gene Matcap1). Bases 421 to 1836 code for a protein of 471 amino acids. The transcript has 7 exons. Lineage: Eukaryota; Metazoa; Chordata; Mammalia; Rodentia; Chinchillidae. The record is from RefSeq and is a predicted model, not a curated record.
UGGGAGGGAUGAAAUAAAAGUGCUGGUGGAGGUUAGUGAGUUUCAAGUGCAGUGAUACGCCCAAGGUACCCUCGCCGCAGUCGGCUUUACGUGCAGCGCUGCACCUCUCCAAACAUGGGCCCUUUGCGUGGACUGCGGUCCGCAGGACCCACGCGCACGCAGGGGAGGGCCUCUAGUAUUCACUCCUCGGCCCUGAGGCGGUGUCUCCGCCACAAGGGGACCUCCGCGGAGUAGCUGGGGAAGCCGGGAAACGCGUGAAGAGGCGGGCCUAAAGCAACACCCCCGCCCGGGGGCGCCGCGAGCCGCCAAACGCUACCCGGCCCGGCCCACGGUGGUCUUCGGUGCACGCCGCUGCGGAGACUGACGGGUUGACAGUGUGCGAACUUGGAGCAACCGGCUGGAUGUGAGCCCCGGGACAGAAUGGUGCUGGACUCAGGGGCUCAGGUGUAUGAGCGGGCACCUCCUACCCCUCCUGCCAGUCCCCUGUCCUUGCACCGUAGGCUGAAGCCCUCAGACCGAGAUGGGCCACGGCUGUACCCCUGGCCUCAGUCCCUGGCUGUGCCCCUGGCUCUGGAAGUCCCCUCAGUGCUGCAACUCCAGCCUGAACAGCGGCCUUUCUCAAAGCUGCACUUGGGCCACCGUGGCCAUAUGCGUCGUAGUGAGAGCACCUACUCUGUAAAUAAUCCUGGUCAGCGGGGGCGUGGCAGCCAGGGGCGUGCCCCACCUGGACGGGGACGGGACCCAGGUGGUGGCACCUUGCGGUCUGCAGCUUCCCUGCCUCACAUUGCUAAGACUCGAAGGAAUGUAGGCAAUGGAAUUGGCAAGAGCCCCUGUAUGUUGGUGGCCCUGAGGCCAACCAACAUGGACUGUGAACGGGAAAAGUUCUUCCAGUCCCAUUAUACCUACAAUCCACAGUUUGAGUACCAGGAGCCCAUGCCUACAACUGUGCUGGAGAAGUACUGUGAGGCCUCUGGACAGUUCAUCCAUCAGGCAGUUGGCAUCAUUGAGGCUGUCCUGGAGAAGUUUGGUACCUAUGAACGCUUUGAGGCUGCCACUGGAGGCCAGCUGCUGACCAAGUGCCAGAUUUGGUCCAUUGUGCGCAAAUACAUGCAGAAGGAGGGCUGCGUUGGGGAGAUUGUGGUGCAGCUGAGUGAGGACCUGCUGUCCCAGGCAGUGAUGAUGGUGGAAAACAGCCGACCUACACUGGCCAUCAACCUGACGGGAGCCCGCCAGUACUGGCUGGAGGGCAUGCUGCGGCAUGAGAUAGGCACCCACUACCUGAGGGGAGUGAAUAAUGCACAACAGCCUUGGCACAGUGCUGAGGGCCGGCUGCAGUAUGGGCUACGACCAGCCAACCCCACUGAGGAGGGUCUGGCCAGCCUGCACAGCGUGCUGUUCCGCAAGCAGCCUUUCCUGUGGCGUGCAGCUCUGCUCUACUACACUAUUCACCAUGCCGCACACAUGUCCUUCUGCCAGCUCUUCCAAGACCUGGCACGCUAUGUGCAGGAUGCCAAUGUGCGCUGGGAGUACUGCGUGCGUGCCAAGCGUGGCCAGACUGACACCUCCAAACCAGGCUGUUUCAGCAAGGACCAGGUGUACCUGGAUGGCAUCGUGCGUAUUCUGCGGCACCGCCAAACCAUCGAUUUCCCACUGCUGACUUCGCUGGGCAAGGUCUCCUAUGAGGAUGUGGACCAUUUGCGGCCCUAUGGGGUUCUGGAUAAUACCCGUGUACCCCACUUCAUGCAGGACUUAGAACGCUACCAGCAGCAGCUGGAACACAUAAUGGCCACCAACCGUCUUGAUGAAGCAGAGCUGGGCCGCCUACUGCCUGACUGAUGUUGGUUAACAGCUAUAGGCAGAAGCUCUGGACAGAGGCCUCCAGGUCGGCCCCCAGAACAUGAAGCUGUCUGCUCUGUGCUGCCACAGCCUAGGUGUUUCUUGCGGGUAUGGGAGGCCAGGAGCAUCCUGGGAGGCCAACAGCAAUAUCAGAAGGUUUUUGUCCCUUGCUAGUGUUCCUGAGGCCUGUGGACCAGCAACAGCAUGUCAGGCAAAGUGUUGAAGAGGGGAGGCCUGGGAACAAGAGCAAUGAGUAUUGAUGGGGAUUUGGGGUGGUUUGGGAGUAGAAACUUGUUCUUGCAUGAGAUGGUUUUGGGUAUUCAGUGCUCCAGUCCUUCCUGUCCUCCACCUGGCCCUUGGUGCUCCUUCAGCAUUCAUGCUGUCUACCUCUCACUGGGUCCUGGUGGUGGUUGGGAUCCCCUCUGGGGUGAUUGCUUGAGCUUGAGGUCCUAGCUUUCAUACAGACUCAAAGGGUAGGGGUCCAUGAAGUAGAGACCCAGCUGGGCUGGGGUUUGCUUUCCCGUAUUUUGCCUCUCUCUGGUUAUGUAUUUAAACAUGUAUUUAUACAUACCUAUGUGUUCUACUUCAUGGGGCUGGGAGGCAGUGGCUCCUGAAGAUUAAACAGAGGGACAGGACAGAAAGUAGCAGUUGUUCCUAGCCCCACUCAUUUUAUACACACACACACACACACACACACACACACAGCUUCAGGCCUUGUGAGUCCAGCGCAAGAGCUCACCUGAGGCCCCACCUCCACUCUGCCCCUGGUUCUGCUGUUCUUGUCUUUGCCCAGACCCUCAUAGCUGGGCUGUGGCAUAGGCUGGCUUAGCCUGGGAGUAGUCCUGAUCAAGCCUGAAGGGCAGGCCCUAGGGUUUGUGGUCCCAGCCCUGAGCCUCUCCUGGACAGGGAAAGGUCCAGACCUGAUUGUUGCUUCUAGUUUCACUUCAGAGUCAGCUGUGUGCAGUUGACUCAGUCCUUUUCCCUCCCUGGGCCUUAAUUUUCCCAUCUGUAAGACUCAGAAAAGCAGCAGGGAAGUUCUCAUUCAUUUAGUCCAUGUAUAUGUAUAGAGCGCCUUGUGUGUACCAACUUCUGGUUAGAACCCUUACUGAGCUUCCAGUUCAGAGAGAAGCCAUCCAAUUAAAAGAACCACCACAAA